Molecule: messenger RNA, 504 nt
Organism: Mytilinidion resinicola
Lineage: Eukaryota; Fungi; Ascomycota; Dothideomycetes; Mytilinidiales; Mytilinidiaceae
Exons: 1
Source: RefSeq, a predicted model, not a curated record
AUGCCGGAAUGACUUCGAGAGUUUUGUGAGUGCGCAAUGCGGGGAUGGGAGACUGGGCGAUGACAAAUUUGCGUGUGAGCGAUUCUUCAAGUGUGGUCCAUUUAGCUCUGAUGCUGACUCGGUGUUGAACAGUGGGAACAGUGUAUUUCCUGUGCGACGGAAGCGUGUUAUCAAUCGGCCCAACUAUGGGCACGCCGGACUGAUAUGAGGAGGAACGCCGAUUCAUGAAGAACGAUGCCGUAUGAUCAAGCCCUAUGGAACGCGAUGGGACUUUCCGAUAGGGUUUCAUCUCGUGGCAUGCUCUCUCCGGGAUAGACUUCUGUUCGGUGUUGUAUGUUUUCUCUCGAGUAUUAGGUCUAGAUCAGGGAACAACUGCUCGCUUACAUCAUAUGAUAAUUUCUUGGUGUGGUGUUUCAAUAGACGGAAAUCAAGAGGUCUUUCCCAAGAUAACGGCACAUCUUGGGGAUCCAUGCUCCAGAAAUGUAUUACUUUGGUGCAGUCUGC